This is a messenger RNA of Trichogramma pretiosum, 2077 nucleotides long. RefSeq names its product alcohol dehydrogenase class-3 (gene Fdh). The record is from RefSeq and is a predicted model, not a curated record. Gene Ontology annotation, biological process: formaldehyde catabolic process. Gene Ontology annotation, cellular component: cytosol. Gene Ontology annotation, molecular function: S-(hydroxymethyl)glutathione dehydrogenase [NAD(P)+] activity; zinc ion binding. The transcript is spliced from 7 exons. Bases 772 to 1905 code for a protein of 377 amino acids. NCBI's taxonomy places the organism in Eukaryota, Metazoa, Arthropoda, Insecta, Hymenoptera, Trichogrammatidae.
AUGUCAUGUCGACAAAUGUCGCGAGAAUAUUUUAAUGUUUGCGCUAUCAUAUCUACAACCAAAAGCUUGUGCACUUUAGAAAUUAUUAUUUCUGAAAAUGCACUGUAAAAAUGUAUUUAGUCGAAAAAUUGAUUUCAUUACAUUGAAUGUUGUACUAAAUUUUUGUCCCGUGUUCAACAUUAAAAUAUUUCUGCAUUAGCUGCAAGCUUACAAAUUUAAAAAUCAUUGAAAAUUUAAAGUUUAUAUCUCGUGUUUGCAAAAAUGAAUUGCAAAGAACCACCCAAGUCCGCAUAAUGUAAAUUUUAAAAUACCGGCUUCGACUAACUGCAAGCGUGUUCGGUUACGGUGUAUGUGUAUAUGCCAUCCACAGACAUAGUAGCUGUCUGUAUCGUCUGCUUCAUGUUCUUUGCGAUCACCGUGUGCAGCCAAACAUCAGCCGACGGCCGGUGAACAUUAAAUAAUUUUGACGGAGGCUUUCAUAAUUUAAGUAUUUCGAAUUUGAGUUAUUCCAGAGACCUCUAGAAUUGUCCAAUACAAAAAAUCUAUUUUUUUGUUUUGCAUUUCGUAUCGAAGCAGUUAUACAACGUGUCUAAGUUAAUGUUUAUCGCUCGAUAAGAAAUCAGCUUGAGCAAAAAUAAUCGCGUUAUUCGAUAAAUUGAUGCUGCACUUGCUACGCAGAGGCGAAGAUUCCCAUUCAAUCAAUUAGAGAGUAACCAAGUAGAUUAUAUUUCUUAAAAUUUUUCUGGUGUUUGCUCUGGCAGAAGUUUUGAAAUGGAAAAUAAUCGAGGCAAAGUUAUCAAGUGUAGAGCUGCUGUAGCUUGGGAAGCUAAGAAACCAUUAUCAUUAGAAACAAUCGAAGUUGAUCCACCUAAAUCCCAUGAAGUAAGGAUUAAAAUUAAUUCAGUUGCUCUGUGUCACACUGAUGCCUAUACCCUGAACGGUUUAGACCCUGAGGGAAUUUUCCCUUGCAUUUUGGGUCAUGAAGGUUCGGGUAUUGUUGAAAGUGUUGGAGCUGAUGUUACUGAAUUUAAAGAAGGUGAUCAUGUUAUCCCUCUCUAUAUCCCUCAAUGUCGAGAUUGUAAAUUCUGUAAAUCUCCCAAAACUAAUGUGUGCAGUAAAAUAAGACUAACGCAAGGCAAAGGUGUCAUGCCUGAUGGAACAAGUAGAUUCAGAUGCAAUGGUAAAACUCUUUAUCAUUUUAUGGGCUGCUCAACAUUUGCUGAAUAUACAGUAGUGGCUGAUAUAUCAUUGGCUAAGAUUGAUCCAUCAGCUCCAUUAGAUAAAGUAUGUUUAUUGGGUUGUGGUGUAUCAACAGGAUAUGGUGCUGCAUUAAAUACAGCAAAAGUAGAGCCUGGCAGUACUUGUGCUAUAUGGGGAUUAGGAGCAGUUGGAUUAGCUGUUGCUUAUGGUUGUAAAGUUGCUGGAGCUUCUCGCAUUAUUGGAAUUGAUCUUAAUCAAGACAAGGCUAAGAAAGCAAAAGAAUUUGGCUGUACUGAAUUCAUUAAUCCAAAGGAUUAUGAUAAACCAAUUCAAGAUGUAUUGAUUGAGAUGACCGAUGGAGGUUUAGAUUAUACUUUUGAAUGUGUUGGCAAUGUUCAUACAAUGAGAGCAGCUCUAGAGUCCUGCCAUAAAGGCUGGGGAGUAUCAACUAUUGUAGGUGUGGCUGCUGCAGGACAGGAAAUUAGUACUCGUCCAUUUCAAUUGGUUACUGGAAGAACUUGGAAAGGAACAGCUUUUGGAGGAUGGAAGUCAAAAGAUAGUGUCCCCCUUCUUGUUGAUCAGUACUUGAAUAAAAAACUAAUACUAGAUGAAUUCAUUACUCAUGUUAUGCCCUUUGACCAAAUCAAUGAAGGAUUUGAACUUCUUCAUUCAGGAAACUGUUUGAGAGCAGUGUUGCACUAUUGAAACAUGGCUUAAUAUUUUUGAAAAUCUGUUUAAUAUAUAUUUUUCGAAUUUCUCCCCGUUGGUCAAAACAGAACUUUUGUUAAUGAAAUAUUAUAGCUUUAAAGGAUUAUUGAUGUAAUCAAUAUUUAUAUUUAUAUGAAACAAAAAAUAAAUUCGAGUUGUUUGAAACAGC